UCCAACCUGAAUACUUCUGUCUGAAAACAAUAUAUCACAUCAUCUUCUUCUCUCUUCGAACCUUGACACUUCUAUGAUGACCAUGGAGCUUAUCCCUGAUCUUCCUGAAACUCUAGCCCGCGAGUGUCUUCUACGCACCUCCUACAAGCAGUUUCCUCUCAUCUCCUCCGUCUGCAAAGUAUGGAAGCGAGAGAUCAGUCUCCCUGAUUUUCUACAACACCGGAAAGCUUCAGAACACAGCCAGGAGCUUGUUGUCUUGUCUCAAGCUCGGGUCGACCCGGUUUCACAACUCGGAUCUCGAAAAACCAUCCCCACGCCAGUAUACCGGAUCUCUGUUCUCGAACCCGAGUCCGGUUUAUGGACCGAGCUGCCUCCGGUUCCGGGUAAAUCCAACGGGUUGCCUCUGUUUUGUAGGUUAGCUUCUGUCGGGUCGGAUCUUGUUGUGAUCGGUGGACUUGACCCGGUAACAUGGCGGACUUCUGACUCUGUCUUCAUCUUCAGCUUCUUGACUGCCACGUGGCGUAACGGGACGAGCAUGCCAGGUGUGCCACGGUCCUUCUUCGCCUGCGCUUCGGACUCCGAACGGAACGUAUUCGUGGCGGGUGGACACGACGAAGACAAAAACGCGCUGACGUCAGCUCUCAUGUAUGACGUGGCGGAAGACAGAUGGGCUUUAUUGCUAGAUAUGGGCCGUGAGCGAGACGAAUGCACUGCGACUUUCCACGCUGGAAUGUUCCACGUCAUUGGUGGUUACGCCACGGAGGAGCAAGGGCAGUUUAGUAAAACCGCUGAAUCCUUCGACGUCGCAACGUGGCGUUGGGGUCAAGAAACGAACGAGUUCCUCGGUCACGGGAUGACUACGUGGCCCCCGGUCUGCGCAGCAGGCGAACAUGGUGAACUAUACGCUUGCUGUCGUCGUGAUCUGAUGGUGAUGAGUGAAGACACGUGGCAGAAGGUUGGAGAUAUACCUGCUGACGUGUGCAAUGUAUCGUACAUGGCGGUAAGGAGGUCUGGGAAGCUGGUCGUGAUCGGUUCGGCUCGGUACGGCGAACCAAGCGUUGGGUAUAAUUGGGAUAUGGAUAAUUCUGGAUGGGUAAAGCUGGAAACACAUGAAAAAUAUGAAGGCCACGUUCAAGCUGGUUGUGUUUUGGAGAUAUAAAACGAAUGGAGACGUCGUUCAUGCGAAAUGAUGCAAGAUUGGUCGGUUGGUUUCUCCUUGGUGUGACUGUACAAAUAUUCUGUUAGGAUGUUAAAAAGGUUAUAUAAGCUUGAACUAAAUUUACUGUUGAUUGAUUUUACUUUUUUGUGUGUGUGGUUGAAGAUUGUUGUGAUGCUACUCAAAGUUGUGGUGGACCUACUGUAUUGGAUAGUCUAAUGUGGUUGAAAUGAGCCCAAUUAAGUUCUUGCUCUGUUUACCCACAUAGGAUGAAAGAUUCAACGUUGGGUCCAAUUCGUGUAAGAUUUGAAAUGAAACACCCUUCUAAUUGAUAUAUUAUGAAGCCCUCUCUUUUCCUUCUCUGUCAUCUUGGUUUUAUAUAUAGGCAUACAAGUAUUCACUAAACUUUAGUAGGCUAGUCACAGAUCAAUUCUCUGAGAAGUAUCUUUGUCUGUCUGAGUAUAAUUUAUAUGAGAGAAAA
Molecule: messenger RNA, 1637 nt
Organism: Eruca vesicaria subsp. sativa (arugula)
Lineage: Eukaryota; Viridiplantae; Streptophyta; Magnoliopsida; Brassicales; Brassicaceae
Source: the annotation of a GenBank genome assembly